Messenger RNA from Sphaerodactylus townsendi, 954 nucleotides. It is a transcript of the gene ABHD12B, whose product is annotated as abhydrolase domain containing 12B. Gene Ontology annotation, molecular function: monoacylglycerol lipase activity; phosphatidylcholine lysophospholipase A1 activity. The transcript has 10 exons. The record is from RefSeq and is a predicted model, not a curated record. The coding region runs from base 1 to 702 and encodes 233 amino acids. NCBI's taxonomy places the organism in Eukaryota, Metazoa, Chordata, Lepidosauria, Squamata, Sphaerodactylidae. Gene Ontology annotation, cellular component: endoplasmic reticulum membrane. Gene Ontology annotation, biological process: monoacylglycerol catabolic process; phosphatidylserine catabolic process.
AUGGAGCUGGCUUUGGCAUUUGUCACCGGAUUGCAACGUUCAUGUAACCUGAUUGAUGUGGCAACAUCGCACAGAGUUAGUUUCAUAAAGGUAAUGAGCGACAGCGACUUCCACGUCCUGGCCGUUGACUACAGAGGUUACGCAGACUCUACGGGCCAGCCGAGUGAGACGGGUUUCACGACUGACAUCCUGUAUCUCUACCACUGGGUGAAGGCCAGGAGUAGAAACAGCACAGUGAUCUUCUGGGGCCACUCCCUUGGUACUGGGAUUUCCACGAACGUCGCCCGGGUGCUGAAAGAGAAAGAGGGGGUCAUAGUAGAUGCAAUAGUUCUAGAAGCACCAUACACCAGCAUCCGAGAUGCAGCGGCGACAAUCCCCGUAACAAAAAUCUACCGCCAAUUUCCUGGCUUUGAGUAUUUAAUCUUGGACACGAUGGAACGUGCGGACAUGCGCUUCUGUAACGACAGAAACGUCCAAGUGCUCUCCAGCCCAAUCUUAAUUUUGCACUCGGAAGACGACGGCAUGAUACCCAUCAGCCACGGGAAAAAGCUGUAUGAGAUAGCCCGCAAUGCCUCCCAGAAGAAAGAAACCGUCCAGUUCAUUGCCUUCCCUGCGAGCAAGGGCUUCGGCCACGACUACCUUUCCUCCAAAGCCCCGAACUGCCGGCCAUACUGGAAAGAUUUUCUCCAGAGCAUCAAAUGAUCGGCGUCCGUCUACAGUCGAGCCCAGCUGGGAGGAGAGUCCUUUGACCUUUUCCACGCGCACAGCCAACCAUGGGUUUUCCCCGUGGUCAAACUUUGUGUUGUAAUGUUUUCUGUGAAAUCAUUCCACACACACCUCCAUCCUGCCCAUUUUGUCAUUUGACUCUUGAGUUGCAAUUAUUCCACGUGCCGCCGCUGAAAAUAAAUUAUUUGUCAUGGUGACGGGCAAGAUGUCAUCCAUGAUGCAGAAGAA